AUGCCAGUCUAUCUGUUGCACGGCUUUCGCUGGCCACGACCGUUGAUUCGAAUCCACAUUAUCCUACAGAACCUUGACGACGCAGCAGCAGAAUGGCUGGUCGCGCAAGGUACCACCCAGACGAUGCGCAAGAACUUCAACGAACUCUACCCAGACGCCAUGAAACACCUCACGCGACUGCGCUUCAUUGAGCAGUACGAUCCGAACGAUCUCUCACCCACUGCAGCGAGCCAGCCAUACGCUUAUGUAGCAGACAUUGUCGAGGAAGUCGAGCUUGGCGUUGAUAUCGAUGAAGUGAGGGGCAGAGGUGUGGGUAAUGAUCAGUGGUCUGCAUUGCAAGAUCUACGAGACAAGAUCGCGCCAGAGGAGAAGGUGGGCUGGUAUGUGGUGGUGUGUGGAGACGAAGAACGAUGGGCACCGCCAACCAUGAGCCUGCUGCGGGAGAGUGGACAUAACGGUGUCCGGCAUGAAAGUGACGCGGACAGCUGCUGCCACAGCAACAAGCAGGGCUCUGAGGACAAGGACAUCACGCCUGAGCCUGAGCCGAAGGGAUUCAGGAAGUUCUUCGGGUCCAGCAAGUUGAGAGGACGGAGAAGGUAG
Molecule: messenger RNA, 600 nt
Organism: Fulvia fulva
Lineage: Eukaryota; Fungi; Ascomycota; Dothideomycetes; Mycosphaerellales; Mycosphaerellaceae
Exons: 2
Coding region: 1-600 (199 amino acids)
Source: RefSeq, a predicted model, not a curated record